AAUGGAUCAAUACAUGGCCGAGGCAAAUACACAUUGCAUCGGAUUCACUUCUGAGCCUAUUAUUCUUACUGGAUCUGCUAAUCUUCCUAUUCCACCCAAAGGCAGUUCUUUUAUUUUGCCCGAAAAUCGUCAGUAUGACUCGCUCGACUACGACUUUGGGCACGUGGGCACUGCCUCUGGCUCAUUUAUUUCCGAGACGGGUCUUGACUGUAUUACGAGCUUUUCUUCCUACGAGUCUCUGUUCAAGGGUAGACCAUCGUUUGAGUCGACAAAUGUACAUGCCUUGCAAUCCUACUCUUCAUUGGAUCCCUCGCAAAACCAGCCAUCGCUUAAACGGUCUUCCGGUCUUGAUCCUUUGCAACGCGCUUCCAGUGUAUUUACUCUUCAGUCCUACCUUAAUACUCGCCGCGAAUCAUUUGAUACCAAUGUAACAAUUGAGAGCUUGUCAAAAUACCUCGACUAAUUUGACGGUGCUGGCUGCAUUUCCGUUUGUUUUGGCUCAUGACCUGUUCUGUAUUUUUAUCCACUCUUGUCCCCAAUGUAUCCGACCCCACCCCGUUUCUAACCCCAACCCUUUGAAUCCGGCCAUGUCAAUGUGUAUCGUGUAAAUACAUCUUAUGGAAUAAUAAAGUUUACGCUUUCGACU
Batrachochytrium dendrobatidis JAM81 is the source of this 646-nucleotide messenger RNA. RefSeq lists its product as uncharacterized. NCBI's taxonomy places the organism in Eukaryota, Fungi, Chytridiomycota, Chytridiomycetes, Rhizophydiales. Bases 2 to 463 code for a protein of 153 amino acids. The record is from RefSeq and is a predicted model, not a curated record. The transcript has a single exon.